Messenger RNA from Didymodactylos carnosus, 610 nucleotides. NCBI's taxonomy places the organism in Eukaryota, Metazoa, Rotifera, Eurotatoria, Philodinida, Philodinidae. The record is from the annotation of a GenBank genome assembly.
AUGAGAAAAGUUGCUAUCUACGAUCAAACUGUAUGUACGGUAUUGAAUUGUACAAUUCAAACAGACACAUGUUUUAAAACUACUUCGGGUGGUGGUAGACUGGCAUAUACGUGUUAUUAUGCUCAAUUUAAAGUUGAAUAUCCACCUUUAUUAAACUCUACUCAAAACGUAUCAUCCAUUAAGGAGAAACGAGUUGCAAAGCAGAAAGUGGCUGAAGGAGAUUGUCUGAAAUUGAAUAUAUCGUCAAAUUAUACAUGUUAUUACAAUCGACACCAAAUAGCAGAAGUACAAUGGGAUGCUCCAGAUGCAAAAGAUUCUAAAAUUUGGAUGAUUGUUGGUUGGACUAUAUUCAUUAUUGAAUUGUUUUUAUGUAUUGGUAUAUGCAUUAUUCUUCCAAUAGGUGCUGCGUGCAAAAUAAAAAUUCGUACCGUGAAACGUCCAGAACUAGAUCUGUGCGCCGCGUCGCCGCCGCCCGUGAUGCAUAAUCUAGAUUUUCGGCGCCGCCACAGAAACAGUGCAGCUUUUGUUUCUCUUAUUAUUUUGAUUGAAAAUAAAACAAAAAAUUUGGCAAAAUUGACAAUGGAUCUUGGCUUAAAGUAAGUUUCGUAUU